Lactuca saligna is the source of this 1486-nucleotide messenger RNA. Lineage: Eukaryota; Viridiplantae; Streptophyta; Magnoliopsida; Asterales; Asteraceae. The record is from the annotation of a GenBank genome assembly.
CCCGUUUAAUAGACCGGGUACGGACUAUCCACAUUUUUUAUCUACCGUAUUUACCAGUAAUCGUCUAGGGUUUUUGCUUAGCUUGCCCGAUAGUUAUCUGCGUGCCGGAGAAGACAUCGAGCGAGUUCCCCGUCGCAGAGAGUAGCUUCCAGUUCAACCACCAAUCGCGACAAUGACGACGGUCGUGCCUACAUCCGAGGAGGAUCCCAUCCUCUCCGUCGUUCGAUUCACCGCCGAGAUGUCCUGGGCUGAAGCCGGUCCCGAGGUAGCUGAACCACAAGUUGCUAGUUUAUGCUUGGAGGCUCAAGACUGCAUGAUUGCUGGCAGAUGGUUCGAUUUGGCUUCACUGAUGCUUACUUCGGCUGAUUUGGUAUUUCCUAAAGCUUCGGAUAAAGAUCUUGAGUGCAUCUUCACCAUCAUCUGCAAUCUUGUCAUUAAGCCUGAAAGCCUUGACGAAAUGUUAGAGAUGGCAAAGCUUUUAUCCACCAAAGUUGCACAACAACCAAAUGAUAAACCUGCACUCCGAUUGAAGAUCUUGUUCAAUCUCUACAACCUGUUAGAGAACCCUUACAGCCGAUUCUACGUUUACAUGAACGCCCUUAAAUUGGCAAUGAAUGGAAAGGUCAUAGAGCAUAUCAUACCAUCUUUUAAAAAGAUAGACAGUUUCUUAAAAGAAUGGAAUCUUGGAGUUCAUGAUCAAAGAGAGCUUUUCUUGACAAUCUCUAAUAUCUUAAAGGAACACAAAAGCUCCCCAAAAGAAACCUUCAAGUUCUUAACAAAGUAUCUUGCAACAUUUUCUGAUGAGGAUGCACAUACUAUGGAGGAGGCAAAGGAAGAAGCUGCUUACACUAUCAUUGAAUUUGUCAAAUCACCUGACAUGUUUCAGCAUGAUUUGCUUGAUAUGCCUGCUGUAGCACAAUUGGAGAAAGACACCAAAUAUGCAUUAAUAUAUCAACUUCUCAACAUCUUUUUGACUCAAAGGCUAGAUGCUUACAUGGAUUUUCACACUGCAAAUUCUGCAUUACUAAAUAGCCAUGGUAUUGUACAUGAAGAUUGUAUAGCAAAGAUGAGGUUGAUGUCAAUUGUGGAUCUUGCCUCAAAAGAAUCUGGCCAAAUUCCUUAUCAUAUGAUAAAGGACACUCUACAGAUUGAGGAUGAUGAGGUGGAGCCAUGGGUAGUAAAGGCAAUCACUGCUAAACUGAUUGAUUGCAAAAUUGAUCAAAUGAAUGAAGUCAUUAGAGUAACUCGAUACACAGAGCGUGUUUUUGGGCAGCAGCAGUGGCUAUCUCUUAGGGAAAAGCUGGCAACAUGGAGGGGUAACAUAUCAAAUGUGAUAACAACAAUUCAAGCAAACAAGGUAACCGAAGAUGCAACACAAGCAAUCCAAGGAUUCAAGAACAAAGGUGCGCACACACACAAAAAACUCGUGUUCUUAUUCUUAUUGCUUUCAAUUCACAUUUUGAAAUUUUUUGUUUCUAGUAGCUAA